Molecule: messenger RNA, 2221 nt
Organism: Aspergillus ibericus CBS 121593
Lineage: Eukaryota; Fungi; Ascomycota; Eurotiomycetes; Eurotiales; Aspergillaceae
Product: alkyl/aryl-sulfatase
Exons: 1
Coding region: 232-2142 (636 amino acids)
Biological process (GO): dodecyl sulfate metabolic process
Molecular function (GO): protein dimerization activity; linear primary-alkylsulfatase activity
Source: RefSeq, a predicted model, not a curated record
AGCAAACCCCGCCUUGAAACGAUUCUAAACACCAAAGUCGUUGUCGUCAGUUUUCAUAUGUACGUCUUUCUGCCAAUACGAGAUGAGGGGGAAAUUCGCCUCCCGGCAACAUUAUCAAGGUCCGAUGGAGCCGUGGAUCACCAAAAAAUCCCAAAACAUCACUCAAUCUCUUUGGAAUUCGAACUCAAAAAGAUUUGAAACUACUUCAACCUCAAUAAUUAAAUAUACAUCAUGAGCCAGCCAACCAUCAAUCCUAAGGAUUCGCAUCCUCCAAGCCUCCACAUCAUCAAGCAGUGGAAGGAGGUCAAAGAAAGUCUACCCUUCGAUGACCAGCAGGACUUUGACGACGCUAGACAGGGCUGGAGAGGUCACCUCCGCCCUAACCAGGUUACUAAUGAUCAAGGCGUGGUGUGGGACAACGAGGCCUAUGAUUUCCUGAAGGAGGACGCUCCAUUCUCAGCCAACCCAAGUCUGUGGCGCCAGUCGCAACUUACUCGCAAGGAUGGACUAUAUCAUGUCGCCGGGCCCAUCUACCAAGUGCGUGGACUCGACCUCUCGAACACGACCAUCAUUGAGGGUGACGAGGGCAUCAUUGUUAUCGAUCCCCUCACUUCGCUGGAGACCGGUGCUGCUGCACUCUCCCUCUAUCAGAAACAUCGUGGCAGCAACAGAGACAUCAAGGCUAUCAUUUACACGCACUCCCACGUUGACCACUUCGGUGGGGUCAAAGGCUUCGUCAGCGAAAAGGAUGUCGAGGAAAAGGACGUCAAGAUUAUUGCCCCCGAGGGCUUCCUGGCGCACGCCGUCUCCGAGAACGUCUACACUGGCACUUCAAUGAGCCGCCGCGCCGCGUACAUGUACGGUGCUGCCCUCGAGCAGGGACCAAGAGGCCAGAUCGGUGCUGGUCUGGGACAGACUACAUCCACCGGCACCGUCACGCUCAUCGCACCCAACAUGAUUAUCAAAAGCACAGGCGAAACGACAACCAUCGAUGGGAUCCAAAUGGAGUUCCAGAUGGCACCGGACACCGAGGCGCCUUCCGAAAUGCUCAUCUGGUUCCCCGAUCUUAACGCACUCUGUGCGGCCGAGGACGCCACUCACACCUUCCACAACAUCCUGACCCUGCGUGGCGCUGUCGUCCGCGAUCCGCACUCCUGGGCGAAGUACCUUACAGAGACCAUUGACCGAUACGGCAGCAAAGCCGAGAUCGUCUUCGCCCAGCAUCACUGGCCAACCUGGGGCAACGACAACAUCCGGAAGUUCCUCACCUACCAGCGUGACCUGUAUGCAUACGUGCAUGACCAGACCCUCCGCCUGCUGAACAAGGGAUACAACGGCCCUGAGAUCGCCGAAAUGCUGACCUUGCCCCCGGCCCUUGAUCAGUCUUGGUAUUGCCGCGGCUACUACGGCUCUCUGAGCCACAACGUCAAAGCCAUCUAUCAACGCUACGUCGGCUGGUUCGACGGCAACCCCGCCCAUCUGUGGGAACACAGCCCCGUCGAGAAGGCCAAAAGGUACGUGAAACUCAUUGGGGAGGAUGAGAUCAUCGAACAGGGUGUCAAGGAAUACCUAAAAGGAGACUACCGCUGGGCCGCUGAACUUCUGAGUCAUGCCGUCUUCAACAACCCUGACAACCAGGAUGCCUGCAACAAGCUGGCAGACGUGUACGAGCAGCUGGGAUACGGCGCCGAAAACGGCACCUGGAGAAACUUUUACAUGUCCGGAGCGACUGAGCUGCGCAAUGGCAACUUUGGCACGCCUACACAGACGGCCUCGGCAGAUGUGGCGGGCCAGCUCACCCCAGAUAUGGUCCUGGACACUCUCGCGAUCCAGAUUAAUGGGCCUGAGGCGUGGGAUAAGAAGGUGCUUAUGGACCUCGUCGUUUCAGAUCAAGAUAAUAAAACUUACCAUUCCUGGCUGUCUAACGGGGCACUCGUCUACAGCACCGCUGACCAGUCGGACGCUGCUCAGGUGACUCUGUCUGGUACUGCUAAACAGUUGACUGCGCUGGCUGUGUAUGGGCCUGAUCCGGAGGCUUUGGUGAAUGCCGGCGUUGACAUUGAUGGAGAUACUACUGCGCUGGAUACGCUUGCGUCGUUGCUUGAUCCGGGUGAUCCUAACUUCAAUAUUGUUACUCCAUGAAGAAGAAUGCGUCGAUCCAUUUGUGAUGUAUUGGAUAGUUUGACAUAGAAUGGUAGUGUUUAGUGAAAUCAAGUGGUUG